Molecule: messenger RNA, 1320 nt
Organism: Diceros bicornis minor
Lineage: Eukaryota; Metazoa; Chordata; Mammalia; Perissodactyla; Rhinocerotidae
Gene: QDPR
Product: quinoid dihydropteridine reductase
Exons: 7
Coding region: 23-751 (242 amino acids)
Biological process (GO): L-phenylalanine catabolic process; tetrahydrobiopterin biosynthetic process
Cellular component (GO): cytoplasm
Molecular function (GO): 6,7-dihydropteridine reductase activity; NADPH binding; NADH binding
Source: RefSeq, a predicted model, not a curated record
GGAGCCGAGCCGCAGGAGCGCGAUGGCGGCGGCCGCGGGCGAGGCGCGCCGGGUGCUGGUGUACGGCGGCAGGGGCGCGCUGGGCUCCCGAUGCGUGCUUGCCUUCCGGGCCUGCAACUGGUGGGUCGCCAGCAUCGACGUGGUGGAGAAUGAAGAUGCUAGUGCUAGCGUUGUCGUUAAAAUGACGGACUCAUUUACGGAGCAGGCUGACCAGGUGACUGCUGAGAUUGGAAAGCUCUUGGGUGAAGAGAAGGUGGACGCGAUUCUUUGUGUGGCUGGAGGAUGGGCUGGGGGCAAUGCCAAGUCCAAGUCUCUCUUUAAAAACUGUGACCAGCUGUGGAAGCAGAGCAUAUGGACGUCGACCAUCUCCAGCCACCUGGCCACCAAGCACCUCAAGGAAGGAGGCCUCCUGACUUUGACUGGGGCCAAGGCCGCCCUGGAAGGGACUCCUGGGAUGAUCGGCUACGGCAUGGCCAAAGGUGCCGUUCACCAGCUCUGCCAGAGCCUCGCCGGCAAGAACAGCGGCAUGCCGCCUGGGUCUGCGGCCAUCGCUGUGCUCCCGGUUACCCUGGAUACCCCAGCAAACAGGAAAUCGAUGCCCGAGGCCGACUUCCGCUCCUGGACGCCCUUAGAGUUCCUAGUCGAAACCUUCCGUGACUGGAUCACAGAGAAGAACCGACCGAGGUCAGGAAGCCUGAUCAAGGUGGUAACCACAGAGGGAAAGACGGAGCUUACCCCAGCGUAUUCUUAAGCCUCAUCUCAGUGCCUGCCAGGGGCCUGCCAGAAAAGUCGUUAAUCUGUCUCAGUGUGGCCGCAUCCAGCCCCAUAUCUUCUGUAAUUCUGCUCGUGGUACGAGAUAGUGAGUCCUGUUUUUCUGUCACCUAAUGUGCCAUUUGUUCUCCUAGGACAGUGUAAAAUGUUUAUGUGAAAUAAAAACAUGUGAGGGUGAGGCCUACACAUGGCACCGUGAAUCUGUGUAAACUGUGUAAGUUUUGGAGGUCUCUGAACAGCCCCCUCUGUAUCGGCAUCAUCUUGAAUUGCUUUUGAGACUCCAUUUAUCUGUCCCUGACAGUGGCUGUCGACUUGACUAGUUUAGAGAUUUGUUGGUAUUGGGGACAUUUUGGGGCCUGACUUAUUAUUGAAUGUUAUGUUUAUGUCACAGUUUUUGUAGCCGUGAAUUAAACUGCCUUAAGACUCUUUGUGGUAUAAGCAAAAUCCCAUGGCCCUGUUAGGUAUCUUUUUCCUGUGCAGUUGCCAAGCAUGCAAGAGAACUACUGUGAUUAUUUGGAGUUUAUCUUCCUAAUAAAUGCACUUCAUUUA